AGAGGGAGCACCGUACUCUGCAAAGAUGGGGAAUCCACAUACAUUAACCCUUACUCUGACACUGGCUCUGUGCCUGGGAGCAGACGCUGUCAAUCCUGGGUUUGUGGUCCGACUCACACAGAAAGGACUGGACUAUGGUAUGUUCCGAUUCCUUUUUCUACAGCAGGUUUAUUACAGUUUAUUAUUUUUUGGCAGACACAAUCCAUUUAACUACCUGCUGUAAUGCUCCAGGGCUCUCAUUAUUACAAAUACAAACCUGCAGAGUUAAUUGACCUUAAGUGUCCAGAAUUAAAGGAUAGGUCCAUUAAUUGAUGUGUACAUCAGGGAUGUCUGAAUUCUUUCAGUGCUCCUUCCUACCUGUUCAGUUGGUGAAUAGCAGCAUAGAUUACCCACCUCACUGAGCAUCACGGAACAUUUAGUUCCAAAAUAGAUCUGGGAGGUCCAGUUUAGACAUUAUUGUAUACAGACAAUGAUUCUAUCCACCCAAGGAACUAGCUACACGUUAGAAGUAAUAUAGGCAGUUAACAGCUAGAGUUCUCAAACUUAGCCAACACUGCUAUUAUUGGAUUCUAUUCAAUCUAUACAAUUGGAAGCCUAAUACUGCAAUAAGCAUUUUAGCAGAAUUUGGAGGGUUUGUACUUAAAGGAGAAUUCACAGUGAAUUCAAAGUGAACUUCAAAUUUAAAGCCAGAGUAGCGGAACACAUCGUUGACUAUAUUGACCUUAAAUUUAAAAUUCUCACAAUAGUGAAUAACCCUGAUAAUUAAUGCAAAUUUAUUCACUGCUUGGUACAUCUCCCCUAACAUAUUGGGCACUUGUGUGAGUAUUGCAGGGUGUGUCUAGUCUAGGGAGAGGUUUAUGAGAAAAUUGAGAGGACAAAAUGCACUGGUAAACACGAACUGUUUCAAAAUGUUUAUUUCAAAUAAUGAGCUCAUGCAAAGAACUUUUAUUUCCGCCAUGCACAUAUUAAAUAUUUAUUCACUUAACUAGGAAAUGAGGAGAACAAAUGAAGGACAGACACAUUAUAGGCUAAAAUAGCAGAAGUGGAAAAAAAAAUUGUAGCAUGCACGAGAGUUCAGCUUCUUAAUGAGAAGAUAGCGGCGCCCUUUCCAUGCCCUCUAGCCACCGGACCUCUAAAAGCGAUGACACCGUCAGGGGUCUUUGCAAACUCUGCAAAAUCCCAGGACGGUGACAGUACAGCUUUAAGUGCCCUCUUAGUUUAUUAAAAUGUUACCUUACUAGUAUUGGACCUGUUUUUAUGUUAUAUGAGAUCUUUAACUUUAUUUUAAUACUGUGCAUUUAGGCUUUACACAUCACUAGUAACCCUUAUUAAUUCAUGACAAAUAAUCUUAUCAAUUUUGAUUUUAUUGAGCUGCUGGAUUAAACAAAAUAAUUAUUCAGGACUUGGGUAAUCCUUUUUUUAUGAAUGACAAAGCCUAAAGCGUUAUUGCUUAUGUAUUGGAAUAUAUUUAAACUCCCGUACUGGCUACACCAUGUAAGAUGAGUUCUUUUUCUUUUUAUAUUGUACAAAGUUUUUUUUAUUUUUUUUUAUUUCUGCUCAACAUUCUUUCAAAUUGGAAUGUUAAUAAAUGGAAACAGCUUGUCAAUUCUAGACAAUUCCCAUUGUAGUAAAUAAAGUGUUUGAGAUCUGUAGUUGUGGACGUAGAUCAUAGCAGAAAAAAAGCCCCGAAAAUAUCACUGGCAAAUGCCACUGAGACUGAAUGUGUUAAAAGCCAGGUGUGAACGGCAGACAAUAUUUCCUAACGAUGAAAUGUUUUGGGCUUACCAAGCAGUUAUUGCUACCAUACCAUGGAUACAAAGUAGCACAUGUCUUAAUUUCUAAAUGUUCCUUUUCCUGGAGGUGUGUUUAUAAACUUUUUUCGAACAUCUACUCAUCAUGUCCGUUAAUGAUAUCAUCUAUAUACCAUCAACGGGAGCGGUGAUAUUCUUUUCUUAAGUCCUUUUUUCAAGGAGUGACUAUAUCAGUCUUUGAAAGUAACUUUCUUCAAGAAUCUCAGCUCUUGAGGAUCGAUAUGGGUGAUUAAAUUGGGAGGGAAGACUUGCCUCGGUGGAAUAUAUUUGCUUGACAGCUGACCUUAUGAUCUUCUUGUGAACAAGCCAUCACUGCUAAUACUGCUAACUGGAGACAGGAUUGUCAGUCUGCAGACUUACAAUGACCUUCUGCAGUCAAUAUCAAGCUGACAUUUUGGAGAGGAUUCUGCCAAACCUCUCACUUUCAUCACUAGAACAGUAAAAUGAAUACAUAAGAGAAAUAUUGAGUAUCGUAUGUAAUAGACAAAACUUGGAGAAUAGUCUGGUGUUUUCUACUAGUAUAUAUUUUUGAUACAGCAAAAUGUAGCUGAUUUUAAAAUUUUUCACAAUUUAGCAUUUUUGGUCUCAGUUUUGAAACCAACUUUAAAUUGACCAAUUACCAAUAACCAAUAACCAAGGCUUCACUAAAUAACCUUACCAGAAAUUUAUUUAUUUAAGAAAUUCAACCACUGUUACUUGGCUCAGUUCAUUUUAAUUCAGCUGAUAAAAUGAACCGUAUUCUAUAAUGACCAGGUUAAAACUGCAUUGAGUCAAAUGGAUCCCUGUGCUUUACAACUGGAUUUCACGGCAGCCUUGAUAUUGAAUGACUGAAUGGCAGCUGAUUGCUAAUCAAACAGAGGGUCGGGGUAUCAUUAUAUUGCUAUAGAGUAAUGUGGGGUUUGGAGAAGCAUUAGGGUGAGAUAGCUCAGUGGGCUAAUGCAUCAUCAGUAGAAUCUAUUCAAUCCUGGCAGGGUUGACUCAGCCCUUUAUCCUUCUGAGGUAGAUAGAAUAGGUACCAUUAAAUUGGGUAAUAGUAACAUCUCCUGGAUGUUGGGCUAAGGUAACGUUGGAUGUACUUGAAAGCCAAAGUAAUAUGAAUGUACCUAUCCUGGUUAAAUACUGUUGUUGUUGUUGUUGUUAUUAUUAUUUAGAGUUACUGACCCAAUUUUACUGCUCUGUACAAGGGGAAUUGGAUUAAAUUAUCUAACUGUAUUCAGUUGCCUAUUGUGUUGCAAUUCAGCUGUUUGUGAAUACCUAUAAUAGCAAAUAUAUUUAGUGAUUCAUCUGAUUUCAACAGAAUGGAAGCCAAAUGGUAGUGCCAAUAAGGCUGCUCUAACCCAAUUUACCUUUUGUGAAUAGCUGAAUGGGUUUCAAGUUGCAAAAUGCCAAUCUUCUUCCAUACGGCACUUAGUCGCUUUGGAGCCCGAGAAACAAAUCUGAGAUCUAAUCAUUUUCUUUUAUCGCUCAUCCUUUGCCUUCAAGACCAAACGCAACCCUUUCAGGAAUUUGAAGUAAUUGAGGCAAUUAAGUUGCUUCCAAAUACUAUAAAGCUCUUUCCGAGACAUGAGCCUCACAAGUGAUGACAAUCUUAAAUAACUGUGCAUUGUAACAAUUGCUAAAUCGGGAGAGGGAAAAAAAACCUUUUUGGGCUACAUUUUUUUUAGCUGAACUGCGAUUUUUGAAAUUUACAAAAACAUUUUUGAAGCGACUUAAAGUGUGCCCGAAGAGUCAAGUUGUGUCAAAACUCAAAAUAUGUCAGAAUCAAGUUGUUCAUGUGUUUUGAUACACUUUAUGAGCAUCUCUCAUGUCAUUCUGGUGCCAUUGGUGACUGAAAUCUGCACCUAGUCACUCACAUAUGUUCUGGCACACAGGGAUGAACCUAUAGACUUUCAUUUUUGGGUAUUUAAGCCCAUUCUGCAUCCAGCUAGGUGCCCUCUUGUGGUUCCAGCUGAUCCAAUAGUGCAUUCUUGUGCAGUUCUGAUUCGUGGUUUUGACAUUCGUUUACUUGUUUAUUCAAAACUCUGUGCUCCCAGCCUUUGGCUUGUCUGUUUCAUUUACCCUGUUUUCUCCUACCCUUGACUCUUUGACUAUCCCUACCAGUAAGUCUGGCAACUCUAAGGACCAUUAAUAUGGACUAUCCUUGGUCUCUGUUUUUAGUGGGUUUGGAUUUGCGUGUUAGGGACCUUAUCUUCCAUAAUGUACUGAAAAAGUAAUUAUACUGUGACUACUAGCCCUUUUCACCCACCUUUUACCCUUCCCGCUUCUCUUUUUGUAUUUUUCAUUACCCUCCCCACUUUUAAAAAAGUGACAUAAAAUUUACUACCAAAAAAACGAAAAAAAACACGAUACUUGGAAUUCCCUUCAUCUUUUCCCAGUGGCAGAGAUGUGAGAGCUCAAUUUUUCGCUCUUUGGAACAGAAAAGAGUUAAAAGAAAAUUCAGAGAAUUAGUCAAAGGAUGACUGUUAAAAUGUUUUAGGCCCAAGCAUGGGAUCUCUUGGUAAUAUCCAAAGUGACCUGUAUUUAUUUGCCUACGGGAAGCAUGAGUACACAAGGAAUGUUUACAUGCCUAUCAAAAUGUUACAGUCCUAGGACAUGGAAAUUGAAGGUAGCAUGCUGCCAAAGGCUUUGAAUUCACCAUUCAUUUUGUAUACCAAUCUGUUUGUUUGGCCUUCAGCCCAGUCGUGCAUUUAUGUCUGCUUGGGUGCCUAGUGUGUGUAUUCCAAGCAUGACGCAUUAACGAGGCCCCGUUAUGGCUAAUAAGCAGUAAACUGAGACACUGACACAUUAGUUUUCCUAGCAGGUUUCUUCCUAAUCACUUUGGUCAAUGGUUUGACACCCUGGCGUUUUUUUCACGCUGCCCGGACUGCCUGUACAGACAGACCAACCCUUUCACCUCCCUGCAAACUGCAUGUGGAUGAUGUGUACGGUAUUUAUAGAAUGGGAAAAAAUGGAGAGUUAGUAAAUUAACUGACCUUUUACAUUGGGAGACUUUGUUAAAAGGAUUGAGAAAAAUGUGCCAAAAUAAUGCAUGGGUGGGCCACUCUUCUUUCUUUGUUCCUACACAAUUUAUGCCCUUUUUUCAGGAUAACAAGAGUGAAACAGCAGUAAAAAAAAAAAAAAAGCAGCAUAGCCAGUCCGAUAUAAUAGAUAUGCCUGGGCGCAAGUGAGCUUGUAAGUGUAGCAUUCCAAACUAAUGAUGGGAGAGAGAUUGCUUCCACUGAACAGAAAAAAAGUUGAAAAACAUAUUUUGUUAGCUCCAGUAAACAGAGACCUCAAAAGUGGCACUUUUUAAUAAUUUUUGGCACUUUUUAAUUGUGCAUGUGUCUGCACAUCCACAAUGAUCAUUUUAACAUUUGAGAACAUGACAAGUUUUGGGGGGGAAAAAACACACAUUUUGGCACAAAAUGUACAAGUUGUAUUGCCCUCCCUUGCUCCUACAACAUUUUCCAACAAGGGGCAAAAUGAAACAAGAUAUUUCUAUACUACACACACAGUCUCACGGCAGUUGAAUACUUGUCCCAAAACAUUCUGUAAUCUUUUGUUUGGGUUACCAACCAUGCAAAGACCCUUACUACUCUGGGUGCAGGACAUAAAUGGCACUUGCUGCAAAUUGGAACAAUCCCCCAGUAAACAGAUAAUUGACAAUAUGGGGAUUUAUGGAAUAGAUUGAAUAGGCAGGUGCUUUGUUAUACUUGAGUUGGUAAAAAGCAAGGUCAAUCCAAAGGAGAUAGAUCCACCCUAAAGAACGAGAACAUAGAUUUGACUAGCUGAACGAGAGUCGCGUGGAGUGCUUGCCCACGGGUGUGCUGGAAUAUCUGAAACAGACCUGGAAGUUUCUAGUUAGGCCUAGGGUACAUCAAGAAUAUUUUGACACAAUGUCCAUUGUUAGGUCUAUUGUUUUCACUGGUGAUUCUGGGAUUUGUUAAAUAUGGACUUUGUGAAGAAAUCAUACCCAUCAGGCAUGUCUGGUUCUUCCAAUACAACAUUUAUAGCUGGCAACUGGUUUUUGGCAGAUGUGCUAUUGGGUUUCUGACAUUCUGUUAUUAAAGUUCCAAUGUCCUCUUGUUUCCCAUUAAUUAUGUUCCAUUAUUCUUCUUGGGUUGGGGAACAAUCAGAAAUGGGUUGGCUUGAUGAAAUGAUACUAUGAUAACCCAUAGGAGUAUUCAAAGACAUGACAUCAGGAACAUAGACAAGGAAGAUUUGGUUAUUUAAUGUACAUGACUGGCAUCACCAAAUUUGAAGGACUGAGCCAAAUAUAAUCCCAGCCAAGAAUACAACCCUGACAUCCAGUCCCAGGCAUGUAGAUAUGGUUAUUACUUGCACCUGUCAAUUUUUUUCUUUUGACUAUUUACAUGAAUCCACUGAAGGAAGCUAUUUCUUCUAACUGCUGGGAGAACAGACCUUCUAGUAUGGAUGGGACUCGCAAUGGUGAAUAUUUGCACCAAUGGAAGAGGUUUUGAACCCAAAACAUUUGUCUCUCAUGACAUUGUGAAGUCAAAUGAUCACCUGCACCAGGUGUUUUGUUUUCUUUGAAUUUAUGUAAAAAAAAUAAAACGCUACACAGGUUGCGAUGAUAGGGAACUCUGUAUAAAAGAACUGUACAAGUAAUCUGCCUCUCUAAUCACAUGGAUUGAAUAAUAUGCUGUCUCUCAAGUACUCAGGUUACGGAAUGUUGCUGAUAGAGUUAAUUGCUAGGAGUAGCUGAAAGUUACCCAGUUGUAUUGGUCAACAUCGUAGUAUAUGAGGGUAGUUGGGAUAAUGUUGUAACCUUAUUAGCAAAAAUGUACACAGGAAAUAAAGAAGCAAUGACCUUUGGUCAGUAAUGAGAGCCUGACAGCACGUGUGGUGGGUUAGCUCAGUGUCUAUAGCCCAUGAUUGUUGUACAAAGUUGAAAAAUCAAUGGGGAAGCUAUUACUUGCAUUAACUAAUCCACAGUCAAGGAGGGGAGACAUUAUUUAUCAAACUGUUUAAAAAACAUUUGAUACUACCCAAAACAGGUGAUCAGCCAAAGUUUCCUUGCACCAUAACCACUACAAUGCGCUAUAGUGGUUAUGGAGCAUAACUAUGUAAUGUAACAGAGCAGCAAGUAGGUAGAUUGAAUUUGUUCCUAUAGUAGCUAUUUUUACAAUGGUUAAUUACCAAAAUAUACCCACAUUUGUCAAAAAAAAAAAAAAGAAUGUCAGACACUAAUUAUGAACAGACUUCACACCUGCUGACAAGAAAAAAAGAGUAUAAAAGGGACACUCGUAAAAUAUGGAACAGAAAAAAGUUACUCAAAAUAUUUUACAAGUCGGAGGAGAACCUACCCACAGGGUGCACAGGAACUCAGUUCCACCUUCGAACAAUAAAAAAAUGUUCCAGUAUGUCUUUUUCAACACGUCUUGUAAAAAGCAGCAAUGUUUUGACCACAACCGCGGUCUUUGUCAGCCUUCAAGAAAAAAUGUUGCUGUCCAUGCUAUACGGUUUUAGAAGACAAACUCUUUUAGAGAAAGAACAAAGGUUCACACAGAGAUCAUCAGUUUCUCUUCCUCUAUUUAAAAACACUUGGUUUUAGUGAAUGUGACAGAGUAGCUUUAAACAGCAUAAAGAAUCCAGUGCACUUCCUCACUCACUAAACACUAGUAUCAAAGCUCACAGAAUGUAAAAAUGUAAAAAUAAAACACCUGACUUAGUCAAAUUUAAUGGGGAUUUAGUUACUGUAUACGAUCAUACAUUGCAUAAGCCUGUACACUUCCUCCUGGGACUCUCUGCAGGUCAAGGUUAAAUAGGACCCUGGCAUGAGGCACCCGUGACAGGGAGGGUUGCAAAACUAAGUCAGUUCGUCUGGACUUCCUAAUAUAUGUAUGAAACCAUGAAUGCUGCACUCUACAUUCUACCCUUUAAAAUGACAUGACAAAUGUGUGUUAUCUAAUGUUGUUACUGAGCACAGAAUUUACACUCCCAUUCUCUUAGUGAUAGCAUGACAAUAGGUAGGGUCAUGCAAGAAUUUCACUCCGCACACUCAUGCAGACUGACACACACACACACACUGAGUCAAGCAGACACACACUGACCCAAGCAGACUAACUCACACACACUGCCGCAAGCAAACUGACAUCCAUGCAGACACACAUGCGGUCUGAGGUGAAUGCCGGGCGCUGGUCAGCAUUUAAGUGCUCCCUAGUGUCUGAUAACGUGACCUGCGGCAUGCUCUAAAUAAAUAGUCCAACUUUAUAGAGGGGAGGCCUGAGAAAGCAGUAAAGCCGCUGCCUGCUGGCGACCCCUUUAAGAAGAGCCCUACUUAUCCUACAGGAAGAGCCGGCCCUGACAAUAGGUAUAAGCAACUCUAGAAUAGGGGUAUGCAACACUACGUGUUGUGGACUACACCCCAACCCCCACUCCAAUAAGUUGCUGUCAUUAUGGUAGAUGUAGCCCACCACAUCUGGGGUGCCAAAGGUUACCUGCCCCUGCUCUAGAAUAAUGGUUCUCAAAAAUGGCACAACAGGAAAACAAUUCCAGUAUCUACAAAUGUGUCCAUGGACAAAUGGUUACUAAAUAUUACUAUUGUACUGUAGCUACAGUUUAUUGAAGUAGUGGCCAUUUAAUAUCAGAUUGGUCCCUAUUGCUAUACAUUAGAACCACUUGUAAGCAGGCAUAUUCACUGAACUGGGAGUUCUGUAGAAUCUACCAGGGCAUUGUACAUUUUUAGCCAAACCCCUAAAUCAGUGAUGGCGAACCUUUUUGAGCCCGAGGGCCCAAACCGCAAUACAUGCCAACUUUUUGUUCCUCAAAGUGCCAGCACGGCAAUUAAAACUGAAUACUGAGGUUUAAGUAUAGAAAAAACAACAGAGUUCAAUGAUACAAAUUUGAAAUAAUGAUAUAAAUAGAUAAAAUUAAGCAUUGAGGGGUGCAGUGUAUGUGUUUGUGUGUGGGGUGUGCUGUGUGUGUGUGAGGUGCUGUGUUUCUGAGGGUUGCGGUGUGUCUGAGGGGUGCUGUGUGUGGGGGGGUGCUGUGUGUGGGGGGUGCUGUGUGUGUGUGGGGUGCUGUGUGUGCUGGAGGUAGGGUUGCUGUGCUGUGUGGGGGGUAGGGUGCUGUGUGUGUGUUGGGGUAGGGGGUGCUGUGUGUGUGUGUGGGGUAGGGGUAGCUGUGUGUGGGGAGGAGUGCUGUGUGGCAGUAAUGGGUGCCAGUGCAGCCAUAGGGGUGCUGUGUGUGGAGGGGGGUAGUGCUGUGUGUGAGGGGGGGUAGGGGUUACCGCGUGUGGGUGCUGUGUGUGAGGGUAGGGGUGCUGGGGUGGGGGUAGGAGUUCUGUGUGUGUGGAGGGUAGGGAUGCUGUGUGUGGGGGGUGGGGGUGCUGGGUGUGGGGAGGAGUGCUGUGUGGAGGGUAGGGGUACUGUGUGUGUGUGGGGGGGUAAGGGUGUUGUGUAGAGAAAGGGGGUGAAGGGGUGGUAAAAAAAAUAAAAAAUAAGUAUGGUAAAUCUGUAUCCCCCCCUCCCUCCUUCUUACCUUUAAUGAAGGAGGGGGGGACACAGCCAUCCCUGGUGGUCCGGUGGUGGCAAGUACUGUAGGGAGCAGCUCCCGCGCAAUGCUGUCCUCCCACACGAUGCUGUGUGGAGUGUUGCCAUGGUAACGCGCGACAAAAUUCCACACAGAUUACUUGCGGGAAGACAGGGGAGCUGCUUCACAGAUCCCUCCCCCUACCUCCCGACAUGGAAGCAGAGUAGGCGCCUGCCGUUUUGGGCAGGCAGGUGCCUACUCUGCAUUGAUGGCGAAGCUAUGGCCUAUAUUAUCAGCAGAAACUUCAAUGGCCUUCUUGUAUAUACUGACUCCCCUGGAAGCAUUAACAGGCAGACUAUGUAAAAUGUAUAUGUGUGGAUUCAACCAGAUAGCAGGGUUAAAGGGACACUCCUAAAACCUAAAUCACUUUAUCUUGCUGAAGUGCUCUAUGUGUGAAGAAUGUAUCCUCUUUUUAAAUUUCAAAAAGUGUAGAUUUCAAUAGACAUUGACACUUUUAUGAAUUAACCAUGUUACACAGGCUGUCAAUCCUGUCAGAUAAGCGGUCCUGUUACUCCCUGGUUUGGUUAGCUUGGUAGAUCAAAACUCAAGAGGCAGCAACAGGUGCGGACUGAGCAGUCGGGCACUUUGGACAUGGACCGAAGGCCUGAAGCAGGCAGAGGUCUGGAAGCAGCUGGGCAGUAUUGGGUCCAUUAUGGAGAUCAGUAAAUCUCCAUAUCUAGUCCAUAAUAGCAGCUGAGUGCCAGUUACAGGCAUCCCAGACUGAACACACAGUCUCUCACACUGGUUGCCCGACAUCAGAGAUCCGUCCACUCCACACACAGCUCCUCCAGGGAUGGUCAGCAAUGUGUGCAGGGAGAAUGGAGGACAGUCAGCAGCACCCAGCCUGCAUACACAAGGUAAAGGCAAGGACAGAGGGACACGGGGAGAAAGACAUAAAUGGGGAGAAACAUAAGAGAGAAAAGUGGCUUUGGAAGGGAAACAUCAGUAGAGGCUGGGAAAAAGAGACAGAGAGAAAAACCCACAUAAGUUAGUUACUAAAGAGAGAGAGUGAGAUUUAGUAAAAAAAAAAAGAGAUACAGUAGGUUACUAGAGAAAGAGAGAGACGUCAGUUACUAAAGAGAGAGACGUCAGUUACUAAAGAGAGACAGUGAGUUACUGGAAUGGAAGAAAGUGAGAGCUACUAAAGAGAGAGAAAGUCAGAGUUACUAAAGAUAGAGAUAAGUGGGUCUGGUAAUCAGAGAGAUGAAAGCAGGUAGGUGAAUUAUUGCAAUAGGGAGAUUUGAAGUGACAAAAAAAAAAAAAAAAAAGAGAAACCUCAUACAGUGAUGUCCAUUAAAGGCAUACUCUAAGCACAGCACUUUGUAAUUGCUGUGGAUCUUAGAUUAGCUCCCCCUGAAUUCAAACACACUUUUACCUUAAAAACACACCACUGUAUUAAAGGGAAACUAUAGUGCCAGGAAAAAAAACUUGUUUUCCUGGCACUAUAGCUUACCACUCUAUCAAGGCUCCCCCUCGCAGUGCAGAAAGGGUUAAUGGCCCUUCUGUCACUUACCUGGGUCCAGCGAAUAUGUCCCUAGGCACAGGCUCUGCUAUGCACACGCUCCCCACCGCCGAUGUCUGCUGGCGGGGGGUGGGAACUUGUGCACGGCCAUUGGUCGCGCUCGCAUUAGGAUCUUGCUUUCCUACGGGGAUUCCGGUGAAGCUGGAAGUCCUCAUGCAUAACGUGAGGACAUCCAGCAUUGUUUAGGCAACCAAAAGCCGCCUUCAAGCCUGGAAGUUCCUCUAGGGGCUAUCUGGUAGACAGCCACUAGAGGAGGAGUUAACCCUAGCAGAUAUUUAUUGCAGUUUAUAAAAACUGCAAUAAUUACAUGCUCAGGGUUAAGGGUGGUGGGAGUUUUCACCCAGACCACUUCAAUGAGCUUAAGUGGUCUGGGUGCCUACAGUGUCCCUUUAAGACAUGGAACACACUAUUGUAUUCACACCAGGUAGGUGACAUUCUUUACAAACACACCCCUGCAUUUACACACACUCCUGUUUUCUGACAGUCUACAUUUGCAAAUAUCAGUAUAAUGUAAAAAUAUAUAUUUGCCUUCACACACACCUAGAGAUACAUUCCUAAAUACACAAAUGACACUCCACAAAAAUAUUCCUGUUUUCACAUAUACACAUACAUACACAAAAAACACUGCACACUUGGACUACGAACCUAUAUAUGUACACACUUUGACACUGUAUGUGUUUAUAUGCAGGCGAUAAUUUGAACAAAUACAUUUUUGCAUUCUGUCCUUGCACACAAAUACACUCACCAUUAACAAACACAGACAUUAUGCACCAAUAUGCCGCUACAUCUAUUAAAGCUUAUAAAUAGAGAUGUCGCGAACCAUCCGCGAACUUCUCGCGAACGGUUCGUGGCGAACUCCGGUCAGCUGACACGUCCCGGCCAAUCUACAGCAGACCCUCCCCCCCAGACCCUCCUACUUCCUGGACAGCAUCCAUGUUGAAACAUGGAUGCUGUCCAGGAAGUAGGAGGGUCUGGGAGGGAGGGUUCGCCGCGGUUCGCCACGAGCUGUUCGCGGCGAACUCCGGUAAGCUGACACGUCCCGGCCAAUCUCCAGCAGACCCUCCCUCCCAGACCCGCCUACUUCCUGGACAGCAUCCAUGUUGAAGUGGCGAACCGUGGCGAACCGUUCGCGAGAGGUUUGCAGACGGUUCGCGACAUCUCUACUUAUAAAGCUUUCUACAAAUACACAUGCAUUCAGAAACCUGCUCUACUUAAAAACAGUUUUGCAUUUGCACAUUCUGUAGCGGAUCAUAUUGGGCUGUCUCUAAAUACUCUGGUUAUAAUGUUAUUUUUGUUUCAUUUACUUUCUGUAUACCUGUACUGUAUGAAGCAUUGGUCUGGUUGUUCGGUAAAACCACCCAGUUCGACAUACGAACAAACUACCAAACAACCAGACCACCCCAGAGAGAAGUGUGCCUCUAGUUUACCUCCCUCAUCAGUACUAACCCCAGUCUAAUUGGCAAUUAGACGAAUAUUCUGUGUGUGUUCCCUGGGUGGCCGCUGUUCGGCAUACGAACACGUGGCUGCGGCCAUCUUGCCAUACAAAUGUACAGUGGUGUUUGGUCGUCGAGUGUCUGGAACCCAAAAUCGGACACUCGACUACACGAACACCGCUGAGACCUCCAGACUUUCAUACAUUCGUGCCAAAACAACCGAACGAGCCGCCGUUCGGUAGAAAGAAUCAUACGAACAAGGGGAUUUAUACGAAUGUAAAAACAAUCUGUUCAGCCUGGUAUUUUCACGCAUUUCAACUCAUGAACAGAGACCGACCGCAAGGCCAAAACGUAUGAAACUACUUUAGGCUACUGCUUCGUGUGCGGUCGGUCAGACAAACUCAUCCACUUAACUCACGAACCCCUGGUCCGAUCUGGGUGAUUUUUGAGUAUGUUGCUCACCCAGAUCGGAGCUGUCAGGGGAUAUUUAGAGGUGUAUCAUAUGUAUUUGGGGUACAUCCAGAAAAUGGGGAAACGUGUAUACUGAAUAAGUUUGUCGUCCAGUUAUUGGGAAUUGUGAUGGGAUAUUACUGAAUUAUUCUAUUUACUGUGGAUGUGUUUAUCCAUAUGUUAUCCACUAUGUUUAUCCUGGGUUAACCUCUUGUUCCUGCAUUACUAUUGUAAUACCAGUGGAGAAGUCUAUGGGAAACUAGUACUCCGCUACAUUAUUCAAAUGCUUUUUUGAAUUCAAAUAUAUUGGCAUUAGGUACAUGGAUAAGCACCUACACUCUGUAAGUGCCUGUGCGGGAUUAUUUACCAAAGUGAGAAUUAUCAGGAAUUUAAAGUGAAAUUCAAAUUUAAGGACAAAGUAGCCAAACUGGAAGCAUAGCUGAUCUGGAAUUUUUUUCUAGUUCUGCUAUUUUGGCCUUAAAGGAGCACUAUAGGAUCAGGAACACAAACAAGUAUUCCUGACUCUAUAGUGUUAUAGUGUUAUCAUCCCUCCUCCCCCCCACCCCCUAACCUCUUUUAAAGGUAGUAAAACGUACCUUCUUUCCAGUGCGGCACAAGUCUACCGGUGCUGGCCCCACCACCGAUCUGCCCCCUUGCUGACAUCAGAUUUAAAUUAUUUCGGCCAAUCCAAUGCUUUCCCAUAGGGGCAAAUUCAGCGUCUCCAUGCAGAGGAGUGACCACUGGAGGUGUCCCUAGGGCAUUGUUUACAUGAAAAUGCCUGCAGGUAAUGAUUAUACACAUCAGAAUAACUACAUUUAGCUGUUGUUGUUUUGGCGACUAUAGUGUCUCUUUAAAUUUAAAAUUCACUUUGAAUUCCUGACAGGUCUCACUUUAGUAAAUAACCCUGACAUUCAAACAUGCAUUCAUAGACAUGCCUUCACACUAAACAUACACAAAUAGACACAGACUUUAUUCACUGAACUUGGAAUUGUAGAUAAAUGACAAAUUAAUUUUGUAGGCCAAAAUAGCCAAUGUGAAAAAGUUCUACAAUUCAGGUAGUUAAGGUUCAUCCUUUGCUGCCUACAAAUUUAGUUUCUUGUCUAUUUAUUGUUAAACUAUAGGAUGACUGUUCAAAUCUCAAAAUUCCGUCUAAAAUAGACAAUAUGUGAAUAUAGCAGUCUUGUAAAAUUUAUUCAAAUCACCUUUAUUGCCCUAAAUUUUGCACUUCAAUACAAGUAACUUUUUAUUUAAUAAAAUCUGUUCAAUUGUGUGUGUUUUGGAUGUGACAGGGGCCCAGGGUGAAAUAUGCCCGGGCGCCAAGACUACUGUCAGUCCGCCCCUGGGCAGCAAUUGCCCAGACCACCUGUCUUGCAAAGACUUCUCAAUGGGUUGCAGUGGGAAGUCUGGGAUUGGACAGCAACAGAAAGUCUGGGAGGGGCAUGAACGGGUGGGCUUGCAAAGACAGAAGUUCUGCAGGUUUGUAAGUUGUUUUUAGCUAUACCCCCAAUGAAAAUAUACAGCAAUAAAUAUAUGCAAGUUUUUUAUUUGAAAUAUAGCUACUAAAUUGUAAAAUAUAUAUAUAUACAUAUAUAUAUAUAAUACUUGGGGUGUUACUUUAAGCAGAUAAAAAAAUUGUAGCUGAAAUAGUUGCCAAAGCACCAUGAGAAUCACAUUCUACAACUUUAGUCAUUAACCCCUUAAGGACCAAACCUCCCGGAAUAAACGGGAAUCAUGACAUGUCACACAUGUUGUGUCCUUAAGGGGUUAAUGGUAUGGAUUAGAGAUGGAGAGAAUAUGAAUAGGGAUGUAUCUGUGUUUCUCUAUGUUGUAUCUGGCACUCUCGAGUUACACAAACUUGUUGCCAGAUCAGGAUGUCUCUCUCUUGUUCUCUUCUAGCUCGUCAACAAGGGAUGGUUGUUCUACAACUGCAGCUUGCUAAGAUUCACCUGCCGGAUUUCUCGGGCUCCACCCAUGUCAGUCCCCUGGGGAAGGUGAAGUAUAGUUUCCACAGGUGAGUACGUAUCGCUACCCUGGGUCUGAGAAUACCACCAGCUACACAUUAUCUCAGGCCUAAUGUCAACGUGUCAUUUGAUAAGUGCUCAUAAUAUCAGUAUUAAUGCAUUAUUAUUACUUUCCGUAAUUGAGAUGGUAUUGAAGUAUGAGCUGGCCACUUCUGAAGCACCCCCAGGUGUACAUGAAGCAUAAGUAAGGAAUACAAGCUCCAAUCUACCGUCAGUCUGUGAGCAAAGUAUGUGACUAAAUUUCAGACCACUUCAAUGACUUGUCUGCCCUCUACUGGUUAAUAUUAUCGUGACCGGUUAACACAACUCCAAUAUCUGACCAUAAACGUCAAAGUAUUGUCAUUUUAGGUAUUUACUUAGACAUAAAUGCUGAUCAGAGCUCGGGAAAACACAUACUACCAUUCCAGGGACUGCCGAAAUCUCUUUUUAUGGACCGAUCCUGGGUGAAGAAAGCAGUACAUCCCAAAAGUAGUCCAGAUCAUUUGUGUAAGAGAGUAGACUUUCUUAAAAAAAUAAAUAAAUAGAUUAUUGAAUGUUAGAUGUUUCAUCAACUGCUAUAACGUUACAUGCAGUGUUCAUUUGUCGACCAACAAUUUUAGUCAACUAAAAUGUUGUACAUUUAGUCGACUAAAACUAGACUAAAACUAAAACAAUUCAGAUGACCAAAAUACGAAAAACUAAAAUGGAUUUUUAGUCAAAAGACUGUGGCUAAGACUAAAUUGAAAUUUGCCGUAAAAAUAAACACUGGUUACAUGCAUAUGUGAAUUUACGUCAGCGUGCUACAUCAUGUACAAUUAAACUAAAUUAAAGUGCACCUUGUGCCUGUGGCUUGUUGUCAAUUUAAAGAGCAGAAAUUGUCACCAAACUGCCAAACUGAUAGCUAAUGUAUAGAGAAAGAGUUAUUCUCUACAAUAUGGAACCAGCCUGGGCUUUACUGAUAUGUCAUAGUCUGAAAACUAUUACCGUCAGGCGCCUGUGCCCGCAGUUCUUCUAAUUUGAGCAUGCGUGGUUAAUCAGAAUUUCAUAAAUUUGCAUUAUCAUACCAACUCAGACUAAGUUAAGUAAUUAUUCACUGGCGGAGAGCCAUCAGUUUUCUACUAGUCCGCUCCAGGGGACACCUGGUAGCAUUACCACUACAGCAUGCAAUUGUAGUUAUAGUGCGUACAUCAUCUCUUUAAAUGCCUUUCCUAUUGUACUUUAAGGGAAAUGAUGGAUUGUCAAAACACAUUUACGCUCAAAGUUCCACUGUUGAAUUUCACAAAAACCAGCCAACUGCAAAGAUUUGAAAAAAUAUAUACUUUGCAAAAUAUUUAAUUCAUCAAAAGGAACCUCCAGCUAAAUCCAUUGCAUAGAUGAAUCCCAAAUUUCACACAUAAAUAAUGCUGGUGGCAUUCAAAAUCAAUGAACAAAAAAAAUUCCCUGCUCCCCGCAUCACAAAAUAAGCGGUUUUUUUUUUUCCUUUCUUUUUAAUUUCGGUGUUUUGAGCGCUUGACUAAGACCUCAACGCUGACUUCAACAAACGUUUUUAGCCAUUAACAUGCAAUUUGCAUAUAGAUUACACAUUCUUUGAUUGCUGUGUAGGGAUGCAGGUUCAUUUAUUUUGUCUCGGAGUGACUGUUGCUGUGCAUUGCAUAAAUUGUAAGCUGCUUUAUUGACCAGUCAGAGGGUGAGAAAGAAAACUGCUUAUAUAAGAGUCCACAACUCAAUAUUGUUAGGACACAUGCUGAGUGUCUGUGAUUGAGCACAGGUGAUCCUAACCUACCUAAUUGUGUUAUUGACCUAUCAGCGGAGGGCUGGAAACUUUUGACCUGCAGGGACAAAUGCAAACCAAUUGUUUUUUUUUAAUAUAAAUCACAGAUCUCAGAGUGGAUGGUCUUUAUUUAUCCAGAGCAUGCAGUAUAUGGGCAGACGGAGGCUGCUGGAGUUUGUGAGGGAUGACAUCAUAUAUCCCUGCAACCUCUCUGCAGACACAAAGCCGGGGCCACAUAACUGCUGAUGUGUGUUAUGACUGCUGUGAGCAGUGCACUGUCUUGUCUCACCCUGCAGUCACUUAUAAACACCUCCAGGUACACUAUACAGACUCAUCCUAGUCCGGCACGGUUGUCAAUCCAGAUACUGCAGUACUCUGGGAAAUAUCUCAAAGGCCAGCCCUAGACAACAUUGAGAUUGUAUGCCAACACCCCACGCACAAACCAACACAACGUUGCAAACCUCUUAAAUUUCACAUCAACAAAGAGGGGCACUUUAAUUCUAGGAGUGUGGUUGGGGGUAUGGUCAGGGGGAAGGGUUGUUCUGAGACUUUAAGGUGACUUACUAAUAACAAUUUAUACAGUAAAAUGUAAUAUAGGACAAGAACAAUGUAUCUUAUUUACACAGACUGAUUUCUAAACACCUUUAUUGUGAGUAUUAUUGCUAUGGAGCUCUGUUACACAUUCAGACACACCCUUAAUAUGGAGCUCCUAAAAAAGAGGGGCAAUAGGAUAGAAAAGAGGGACAGAGGGAUUUGGGCCAUAAAUAGGGACUGGCGCUCCUAAAUAGGGACACUAGGGAGCUAUGGUGCUGGGCUUGUAAAAGCACUGUACAAAUCCUGGCUACCCCCUCACUCCACCAGUACUGUGACAAAUGCCACCUGCUGUAUUUAUGGUGUGAAGCUACAGUCAGCUACCUCUGUAAACGAAUGGCAUCAGUGACAUUUCCCCCACGCCCCCCGGCGCCCUUUGCCCAUCCUAUGUUUAACGGAGCAGUCAGACUUGUAAUAAUAUGAAUUCAUUAAUGAAUAAUCACGUACAUUAUUUCCAGGAUACUACACAGCAUUUUUUAAAGACUAUAUUGUCAUCAACAUACACUCUCUCUUUCAAUGGCUUAUUGCGUCACCCUGUCAGUACCACCACGGGUAAAAAACUUCCCAUGUUAUUACUUCCAGCAUCUGUCUGGGGAAAGUUAGCAGAUUUCCACCAAUGACAAAGUCUCCGCGCUGGCUGUACUGUCUCUGAAUUACAGCUACGUCGCACCAUGUAUUCUACAGAAUGAUUCCUCGCUCAGUCUAUGGUACUUGGGGAUUCCAGACUCACUGUAUUUUGCUGCACAUACAUCACACCUGGUCGUUUGUAGACUGCAUUACUCAUGCUGUAUAAGGCAAUACCUGUAAUGAUUUGAUGGAUUUCUUUUGAGAGCUCACCUUGAUUCAUGAACUGGUUUCCUUUUCUUCGGCAUAGAAUGGUACAUACAGCAGGGCAGCCCAUCAGCGGGAGAGAGUAAGUGAUCUCUGUCCAGGGAAAUAUGGUGGAUCUAAAAAAAAAGGCACUGUUUUGUUUUCUGUUACAAAGUAUAGAAUCAUAGUUUUUUUUUCACUAAAUUAAACUAAUUGCAAUAUAUUGCAAUUGUAUGGGAAAAUUGAGGCUGUCGUAGCCAAGGAAUACAGAUGAGUCGAAGAUUAGGGAAUGUUUUGGUCUUUUCAGGUUUCGCCCAUGUGGUUUUUCGAUUCGGAAAGCAUUUGAAUAGAGGCAAUACGCUGCACUGCGCCAAUUAGCAUCUCCUCACAGAGAUGAAUUGACUCAAUGUAUCUCUAUGGGCAAUGUUCAGAGCCUCUGUGUAAAGCACGGAGAUGCUGAACGCCAAUGUGCAGCAACGACCCAGGAAGCACCUUUAGUGGCUGUCUGAGUAACUGCCACAGGUGAUUUUACUAGGCACCAAUGUAAAUGCUGCCUUUUCUUUGAAAAGGCAGCAUUUACACUGAAAAGCUUGCAGGGACUGACUAUACUUACCAGAACCACUAGAUUAAGCUGCAGUGGUUCUGGUGACUAAAGUGUCCCUUUAAGUUAAAUUCUAUUACAAUUGUUCAGAUGUAACUUGCAAAAAAAAACAUUACUUUUCCCCAUUAGUACAUCUCUAUAGCAGUAGAUUGCAGCUGCACGCAUGAAAAUGUGCAUUGGCUGGAGGCAUUACAUGUGUUAUAAUAGUAAUAAAUAUGCCUAGUUUUUAUGUUUUGCUUUUUUUUUAUAUCAAUCCACGCUCUCAUUUCAUUAUGCCCGAGGCUGGCUCUUGCUAUGCUAUAUUCUAAAUGAACAAAGAAAUAAAUUGUAUACUUUGACCUACUUUGACUGUAGAACAAACCUUUGUCGGUUAUUGUCACACACCUAGCACUCUCAUAGGGUUUUUUUUUCCUACCAAAUCUUAAUCCAGGACCCUCAUUACUGACUAUUGCAGAGAAAAUAGUACUGCAGAUAACCUGCAGUUAGCAUUGAUAGAUCCACUAUGGACAAUGUUAAUCAAUGUUUUUGCUUAUCACAGUAAAGGAAUACUCCAAGCACCAUAACUACUACUGUGCACUUUAGUUGUUAUAGUGCCAGGAGUUUGCUUGCGCACCACAAUGUAAGUAUUCAAUCGAGGGUUAGUCUUCUUAUUUGGGGUCCGCCAGAGUUUGCUUCCUGCCUCCACUACUCCUAAGCAGGAGCUUCCAUUAGAUCUCCAGAGGGCUAGCUCAUUGGCUGAGAGUGUCAUCUAAUUGCUGGCAGCCAAUGAGCUAAGCCCUGCACCUCUGGGCUUAGCUCAGACAGAUAGCUUCUCUGUCUGAGGUAGUGGAGGUGGGGAGUGGCUCCUAGUGGACCCCAGGUAAUAAGUCAAACCAAUCUAAAAUGUGUCAGGGCACUUCUGGCACUAUAACCACUACAUGACACUGUAGUGGUUAUGGUGCUUGGAGUGUUUCUUUAAAACUGAAGACAAGUAGUUUGUAGCAUUUAAAGCUGCGGAAGGCAAGUCCAUUAAUCAUUCUGUAGGGCCUCCCAAUGACCAACUGAUCUUUCUCUAGCAACAUGUGCUGCCCACUGCCUAAGGAAGGCCUGGACUUCUGGACCAGUUAGGCAGAGUAGACACCUACCUACUUGAAUAUGUCUGUUUCAGAACUUAGAAUGUACCUUUUAGGAGCUUAGGUGGCUGGUAACAAGAGAUAAGUACCAGGGGCCUUGGCCAGUGUCCUCUGUAGCCUAGUCAGCCACCUAUGUUUGAUAGAACCAAGAAGCAGGGGUGUUGAACUGCGCUGAAUCCCCAUGGUAAUAUGAAUCUGGGUGCAACCAGACCGGUCCCAGUUCCAAGAACCCAAUACUUGAUAAGGCAAAAAAAUUGUAAGAUGUCCAGGCACUCCAGAAUUCAAAGAAGGCAAAUGUAUUAAUACAUUUAUUAAACAAGCUGACAAAGACCGUUCUGGUCGAAACAUUGUGAUUGGCGGUGGGUUUAAUAAAUUUGCCUUCUUUGAAUUCUGGAGUGCCUGGACCUCUUUCUGUUUUUUUGUCCUAUGUUUGAUAGCAGGGUUACAGGAUUAGUUAUCAGUUAGAUGGUGUAACACUCAGCGUUGUCCUAGAUCCUCCAGUGUCUGUGUGUGAGGUUGGACAGGAAGUGGAAGGGGUCACUUCCCAUCUCCCCACUAACAUCCUCUAACACAAGAAAUGUAUUGCUAGAGGAGCAGGAAGCUAUAAGUGAGGUGGGCUGUCUAACUGCAGGACAUCAAUGAGUGAUGCACACUGUAUAAAACCUACUGCAGCUCUCCUAUCAAUCAAAGAAGGGAGAUUAGACUACAGAACACACACAUAAGUACUUUGCAAUACCUUUAAGCUCCAUAUGUCCUAAACACCUCUUUUUCAUUACCCUGAAUGUGAUCCUUCCUAAAACCUAAACAAACCCUUUUCUUAUUUCCAAAUUUAUAAUUCUUUAUUUAUAGCGUGCGGGGAAAUUCAAACAUGCAUGGUGUGCCACAACAGCAUGAACAGGCUUUGGUAUGAAUACAUAUUGUACAUAUUCGUGGCAUUUUGGAAAGACUACACAUUUUAGGGUAAGCGAGUUAAACUAAGCAUUUUUCAAUUUUUCAGUGAUACACAUGCUGGUGCUGGGUAUGUCAGUUGGUGAUGAAUCGAUUGCUAGUUAUGUCAUAUUAACAAGAUGAGUGAAGUAUGCUUAGUCAAAAUCUGCACUUGUUAUAGUAGUUAAACAAUGAACAAACAUGCUUUUGAGAAUUCAGUAGAUGACAGAUAUCUAAAGACAAGCUGAUUUAACUGACAAGAUGGGUGCUCAGGUUUAUAGGGUGAUCUAUAAGCAAGCUUAGGGAUGGGGUAUACCACCAGGUAGCAGAUCUCCUAGACGUUAAUGGCACAGAGUUCCCGAAAGUAAGAUAGCUAAAGGCAAGACUGUCUCAGUAGUAGGAAGUCUCUCUAAAGAUGAGUGAAAGAUAGCCCCUUCAGCUACAUAUAUGUUGUACAAGGGUGCCCGGUCUGCUGCCAGUCGCUGGGUGCUGGGCAAGUUCUCUGCUGUGUUCUUGCUGCAUGUGUGGAUCUCCCUGACAGCAGGGGUUUGGGUUAUUGCUCAUCUGCCUCUCCGUGUGUCGGUAACCCCCUGCGGUGUGGUAGUGGUUGCGGGCAGCGAUGCAUCUGUGGGUCGUCUUGCUUCCCUGCCCGGAGGAGGGAGGAAGCACCGGGACCCCGCGGGAGGCCUCCGAGAGUCUAGUCGUAGCGGAGGUGAGUGGCUUGUUGGGGUUCGAGGGUGUAUGCAGGCGGAUGGCUGCAGUAAGAAUCUGUGCCGUAGGUACUUACGGACCGCCAUGUUUACUGCCGAUGCGGGUGAGUAGUCUGUGGAGGCUAUGGUCUCGGCGCCAUCGCACAUGGCCUCCGCCAUCUUGGUUUAAGUGCCUGGAUUGCGGGUCUUGGCGGCCCUGCUGCUGUGCCUUAGGUGCUUUGCAGUGGUCAGGUCCUGAGGAUGGGGACCAGAAUCACCCCCACGGUCAAAAGGGGGGUGGUACAGGCCGGUUCCCCUUUGGUCUGACUCAUGGCUGAGCGCUGAUCGGCAGGCAGCGGGGCAGCGGCCAUCCACCCUGCUCACUGCCGGAGUAGGCCUCGAUAGUGUCCGUGAGGAAUCCUCCUCCAGGGGACUGAAGCCUGUUUGAUCCAGGGCUCUCUGCCCACUGAGGGCCACCAUUGCCGGACAGUUUUGUGUCAGGAAUCAUAUUUUUAUAGCUUGUUUGGUCUUAGGUUGCAGGAGCUUGGUUGUAUAGGGAGAGGUAUCAGCAGUAGAAAGAGGGAAGUGCUCAUGCCAUUGUACAGAACACUGGUGAGACCUCACUUGGAGUAUUGUACGCAGUACUGGAGACGGUAUCUUCAGAAGGAUAUUGAUACCUUAGAGAGGGUUCAGAGAAGGGCUACUAAACUGGUUCAUGGAUUGCAGGAUAAAAACUUACCAGGAAAGGUUAAAGGAUCUUAACAUGUAUAGCUUGGAGGUAAGACGAGACAGGGGGGAUAUGAUAGAAACAUUUAAAUAUAUAAAGGGACUCAACACAGUAAAGGAGGAGACUAUAUUUAAAAGAAGAAAAACUACCACAACAAGAGCCCCUCUUAUUUCCAAAUUUAAGCUCUGAAAGUCUAAACCUGACAAAAAAACAAACAAAAAAACACUUUAAUUUAAUCUUAGGUUUAACUUUACUUAAUAAAAUAAACUCCCAAUUAUAGAGAUGCCACACUCUGAUCUGUCUGUUUACCAGGUAAUAUGUAUAUGAUUUCUUUUAGUUUAUCAUGUAUUUCAUUUGUGGAUGUUUCUUUAUUUUGUUGUGGAGGCUUGCUGUUCCAUUGUCAACAUGAGAAACACGUUCUCAACCUUGCAGUAUCUACAAACAUCUAAUAUUUGUACCUGAAAUACACUAUUGGUUGUAUACUAAGUGCACUUGUUGUAUCACAGUUUGUUUUGCAAUAAAGCUCUUGAAAAUCAAAAAUUUAAAAAAAAGAUAUGGAGCUGAAAAGAGAGAGCCUCUUAAUAUUGUACAAAAUUUAUUGAGAUUAAAAUUAGUAAAUAAAUUCAUUUACUAGUAUCAACAACUAAAACCUACUUUACUUCAGGACUAUGGUACGUUAGUCUACGUCACUCAUUGUUUGAUACGAAAUAAAAACAUUUCCCAUAGUACUUCCCCAUUAAAGUUGGCAGGGAACUAUGAUACAUGACAGGAACGGAUUCAUAAAUUAUUAAUAGACUAAGACAUUUUAAUCCUUGUUGGAUAUUAACUUGAGUAUGCUGGUGAUUAGCUAUUAGAAGCUACAGUCAUGCUGGUGUUCCGUUCAAUAAAAAAAUAAAACAACCAACAUCGGUGUUUACAGAUCUAUGCUACCUUCAUAGCACUUUAGAAGACCUUAACCCCUUAAGGACCAAACUUCUGGAAUAAAAGGGAAUCAUGACAUGUCACACAUGUCAUGUGUCCUUAAGGGGUUAAAGAGAACAAAUUGUGUGUGUUUGUAUGUUCCACAACUCCCUCAUGCUUACCUUCCCAGGUGGGCCAGUAGUGUGUGAGCUGCAUCCCUGGUGGUCCUGAUUUGCACCAAUAUUGCGGUUCUGGAUUUCUGAGUCAUCAAGAAAUGUAGGUGGACUACAAGGGCACCAUUAAAAUUAAAGUAUAAAAGUUGAAGUCCACUUGUGUUGCAAUGUAGGGUUAAGAUCAACGGACAAAAAGAUACAACGUUUCGGCCUUUAUUUUGAUAUGACAAAUUUAUAAAUCCUCAGUGAAAGCCUAUUUUUAGUAAAAUAUGUCACACGAUGCAAUCUACCUGUGUUUAUGUGUUUGAUAUGUAAGUAUGAAUUAAUGAUACUAUCACCCUGACUAUACCUUCACAAAGUAAUAUGCCUUUCCAGCGUCAUUAACGUAAACAAACUUCAGUGGGUAAUAAUGACUAUAAUUAGCUUUUCGAUUCUGCAUCUUCAUGUGUCAAUAAACAUCUAAUUAUAUAAAAAAGCAAUUGCCCGUGCAUUGCGUAAUUGUAAUGUGUGGUUAAUGACACUGUUAUCGUCACCCACAGCAGGGGAGUGAAUGACAAAGAUAAUGAUAAAAGGCAGGGGAGAGUGACGGGUACACAAAAAAAGACAACUGGAGAAAGGGAAAAACAAUCAGCAGUAAGCUGGAAGUAGAAUUGACAUUGGAAAAUUAUAGCAGUAUUAGAAAUUGAUUUAAAAUGACGGCUUCUUUCGACCAAUGAAAUCUGACCUCUUUGAGCAUUAACCAGCAUUUUCAGUAACUUGUAUCGUUGCUUCCAUUCUACUCUGUGAUGUGUUUCUAUAUUACUGACAGUUUAAUUAGUUGGCGUUUUAGCCUUAUGGUUACACCUGUUAUCUUCUGUUUUUUACAGCAUGGCUAUUCAUAGUUUUCAGUUGCCAAACUCACAAGUCUCUCUAGUCCCCAAGGUUGGACUCAAGUUAUCCAUCACUGGGGGCUUCAUUCAGGUGGAUGGACAGUGGAAGUUCAAGACAAAACUUCAUUUUAUGUAAGUUCUCUGAAUGUGUGUACAAUAUCCUAGUAAUAUCCAAGCCAAAUGACACACAUUGAAAUGUUUUGGUCUUGUCAUGACGUCUUGGCUUAUGUUCAAGUUUGUAAACGUAUGUUUUUCUUUUAGUAUAUUAAGGGGGAAUUGCUUUACAAUAUGUGGUUAAUCAGAUGCAAGCUGGUAAUGUUCAAUCUUGGGAUAGAAAAAGGUUGAAAUAAAAAUAUGAGCAUGAGUAAAUCAAUAAAACAUACUCUGACAAAUACUUCCCAAUAGCUCACUAUCAGUCAGGACUCAGCCAGAACUUAAUGGCUAUAGACUAGGAACACAAACAUUUAGGUGGCUUGCCCCCCUUAGCACGUAAUAAAACUCACCUUAUUUCCCUUGGCGUAUGGAUCUGGCAGCACUGGCCCCGCCGCUGAUCUGCCUCCUUAGCUCACAUUGUCAGAAUUGAUGAUUCCAGUCAAUCCAAUGCUUUGGAUUGGUUGAGAUGGUCAAGGAGGCGGGGGCCAAACACCAGCCUGGCCAAUCAGCAUCUCCUCAUAGAGAUGUAUUGAAUCAAUGCAUCUCUAUGGGGAAAAUUCAGCGUCUCCAUACAGCACUGACUCAGGAAGCACCUCUAGUGGCCCUCUGAGGAGUGACCACUGGUGACCACUGGAGAUGUCCCUAGGCUUUCUCUGAAAAGGCAGUGUUUACAGCAGAAAGCCUGCAGGGAAAGGCUAUACUCACCAGAACAACCACAUUAAACUGUAGUUGUUCUGGAGACGAUAGUGUCCCUUGAAACAUGGCUGUAUCUUUUCACUAACCUUACUAAACGCCAAUUGUCGUUACCAGGCUCUGCAUGUUAAAGAAAAAUCUGCAGCUGGUUGAGCCUUCCUAAUUCAAACUCAGUAAAAUAUAUUUUUUUUAUUAAUAUCAGACAUUUAAGAACAAAGAAUCUAUAAUAAUUCCACUUAUCCAACUCCAGUCCGCUCGAAAGAUACAAAGCCUUUUACGCAAGUUCCAAUUGGCAAUUCUAAAAUGUAUUAGAGCGAUGCUAAAUCUCAGGCAUGCUGAGUUAAUACUAAAUGUCUUCUCUGCGGGGCGUUUAAAUAGUAAAUCGGAAAAAAUGAUCUAUAAUGUGAUUAAAGGAGUAUGUCACAAUAAACCUUUAAUCCUGUAUAUCUGUUUACACGGGAGUCCCAUCUAUAUGUUGCCUUAAAAAAAUCUAUUCUGAUGUUCCGGAGACUGGAAGCCGAUAAUGAAUGUGAAUCAAAUUUUUUUUAUUCUUUUAUAGUUUAUAUAGAAGUAACUUAUUCUCUACGUGAUGCAGUGCCUUUUUUUUUUUUUUUAAGCUUUUCCUUAAAGGGCAACUUUCACUUCCAGAAUUUUUAAUAAUAUAUUUAUUAUAUAGUAAUAUUUAACAAGCAUCUUUUUGUGAUGUCUGAAAAAUAAAAUUAAAUAUAGAAAUUCGCACUACUGCAUUUAUGUCUGUCUUGAACUGAGUAGGAACUUAAAAGGAGACCGCACUCACCAGUCUACGAAUGUGCACCGGAUCCGGGGAAGGCCAGGCCCCGCGUUGAGUGAAUAAAAUAAAGUAGUUCUCCAGGCAUUCAAGUUACUCUAUGUUGCUUCAAUAAAGCUGCUGUUUUGCUAUCAACUUGAGUUUCUUGACCUGAGGGCCUCCAUCUUGGUCACCUGUCAAUCAUUGUUUUGCUGCCAUGCCCUAUGCAUUUUUUUGUCUUUUGAAAGAUAUAAAAAAAACUGUUUUUACACUUGCCAAUCAAUAUGAAGAUUUCACGGCAACUUGUGAGAAAUAUCUUCAUGGAGGCAGACAAUCAUAACCAGUGGUCGAGAAGUAGCAUGGUACGUUGAGGAGAAGAUACAGAAAUUAAAUUUCUGUUUUUCCUUCUCCAAUUUAAUGUGUGCCUUGGCUGUGCCAGAACUGAACUGGAUCGAGAUGUCAAUUGCUAAAUCUUUAAUAUACUUUUAAUUUUCAUGAAAAAGAAUAAUGCAAGUUAUAGGUGAUUUUCAGUUUUGAGUUCAGUGGUAUGAUUUCAAAAGACGUAACAGUUCACCUAGAAAAGUUUUACUAAUUGUUGAAAUAUCUCAUUUGCCUAGAUCGGGUCACGGGAGUUUUGUUCUGAAGGUGCAGGGACUCAGCAUUUCUGUCGGCCUGAAGUUGGGGAGUGAUGGAUCCGGAAGACCAACGAUCUAUCCUUCUGAUUGCAGUAACCAUAUUGGAGAUGUUAAUGUGCACAUUUCUGGGAAGUAUAAGUGAGUUGGCUCCCAUGGUCCUCAUUAUUGUGGGUUUAGAGAGAGAAACACUUUGUUAAAGGAAACUUGAAUCAGAAAAGUUAUUAUGUGUAAAAGAUCAAAUGGUUUUACUAAAGGUACCAUACCAUUUUUAUGUUGCCUUUGUAUCACCUGGACAUGAGGUUUAGGGUUACUACCAGGGUUAUUCAAUAAAGUGAGAAUUAUCUUGGAUUUAAAAAUAUUGUCAGGGAAUCAAGAUUCAAGAUCAUUUUCAAAUUUAAAGGGAUUGUGUAGUGUUAGGAAUACAAAGCUGUAUUCCUAACACUAUAUAGCACUCUUCCCCCCUCCCCCACCUCACGCCCCCUCUACCCCCUCUCACCUAGCACUUAGCCAUUAGGCCCUCCCCAUAGGAAAGGAAAUGUAAAAAUUGCAGUAUCUCUAAAACUGCAAUGUUUUACAUUGCAGGACUAAGGAGGACACGGACCAUACACCCAGACCACUACAAUGAGCUGAAGUGGUCUGGGUGACUAUGGUGUCCCUUUAAGGCCUAAGUAGCCCAGUUCAGCCCUUUGAAAUUCCUGACAAUUUUAACUUGAUUGAAUAACUCUUUAUAUCAAUUAAUGUUGACAUUUGUUACUGAUUUUGGUUGUACAUUUUACAGUUUAAAUUGUGUUUCUGAAUUUGAAGUUCACCUUGUCCCCAACAUGUUUGUGGAUAUUAGAACUCCUUUAAGACAAUUUGAAAUAUUUUAAUUACAGCAUAUAUAUAUAUAUUGACUUGCAAAAAGGGUUCACUUGAUAUAAUGUGUCCUUGUGUCCUUUGCAUUUUUUUCAAAACAGAUGAGCUUUGUUAUUUAUUGAACAAAAGAAUAAAUAUAUAGUGCAAAUGAUUGAUAAACACUCUUAUACAUGGCAAAGUGUAUUAAACUAAAUAAGCAUAUGUUUAAGCUCGUUUUGGCAGGACUCUAUUCCAGUAUGUCAAUCACAUUUUGUUAGAAUUAAUUGUUUGUCUUGUUUACCUUCUGUACAGCGCUGUGGAAUAUGUUAUUGCUAUAUAAUUAAUUGUAAUUGUAUAAAAAUCAAUGAUUGAGGGUCUGUUCACAUAACAGUAAGUUGCAGGGGGCUCACAGGCUGAAUUAAUCGUGUUAACAUUUUACAGGUGGCUGGCGGACUUGUUUCACCGGAGCAUUGACAAGGCAUUAAGGAAAGCCAUUGAGAAACAGGUACAUGGAUGGGGUAGAGCUCUCAGUAACUGGGCUCUAUCUAAGCCAGCAACGCAGACACUGGUUAUAUUGAGAAAAUUAUAUCCUAUUGUCCUUGUGUGUGGCUGGGAUUAUACGCUGCUGUGUUUGAUGGAUAAUACGCCAGUUAUCAGAAGUUGUUGCUGAAUAGGGAUUGCAGGGAUCAGUGUCAUCCUUAUCAUGUAUUUGUGUUAAUACUAAUCUUCAUUAGACACUGACGGGUUGCAAUGCUCUAUCUCUCUCUCUCUGUUAAACUAGAUUAAUUUUGCUGGUCGUGAGAAAAGCUUUGUAUUUUUUUAUUAUUCGUCAGUACAAUCCUCAGGCUUCAGGCAUUUGUGUUGCUUUCGUGACAACAUAAAAAGCAAUAAAUGCUCGUGUUUUUAUUUUUUAAUGUACAUGUGUUUAUUUGUUUCCGUAGAUCUGUCCUCUUGUCAGCGAAUCUAUUCUACAAAGGCUGGAGCCUAUUCUGCAAACUCUGCCAGGUAGGAUCAGGGUAAAGUAAAAGACUAUGGCAAUCAGUGCAAUAGAAUUGGUAUGUGUCAACAUGUACUAAGGAGUGAUGACUUACACGCUCAUAAAGUUACAUUCUGUUACAUUUUUGUGGUUAUAAUAAAACAAUAAAAAUUAAAUAUAAAAUAUUUCCCUAUCAACUCAUGGUAGCAUUAACCAAGUGGUAGCUCAUGCCCUCACAGCGAAAGGACAGGAAAUAGAACCCUGAAAAUAAUAUCACGGUGUUGCAAAUUUUACGCCGAAAUAUCCCCGAAAUUUGAUGUUCCUUGUUCAGUUCCUUACAAUUCCCAGUUUAUGGCUCAUUUACAAUCUUUACAAUAAAUACCAGUCACAAUCUGUCACUAGAAUUGUCGCGAACUGUCCGCCGAACUGUUCGCGAACUGUCCGCCGGCGAACAAUAGAGUGUUCGCGUUGGGCGAACAUAUCCGAUUUCCGGUAUGCCCCCUAUACAUCAUCAUUGAGUAAACUUUGACCCGGAACCUCACAGCCAGCAGACACAUUCCACCCAAUCAGCAGCAGACCCUCCCUCCCAGGAAGUGUCUGCUGACUGUGAGGUUCCGUGUCAAAGUUGUCUCAAUGAUGACGUAUAGGGGGCGGACCGGAAAUCGGAUAUGUUCGCCCAACGCGAACACGCUAUUGUUCGCCAGCGGACAGUUCGCGAACAGUUCGGCGGACAGUUCGCGACAUCUCUAUCUGUCACUAGCAACUGCCCGGUAGCCCGGUAGUGGCUACAAUUUAACAUCAAGUUUACUACCUUUUUGCAAACUUUUUGUAGCCAUUGGCUAUUAGCUGAUGCAGUUACAGAAACUAACCCCUUACAUAUUAGCAGCUUGCAGGUAAAGCACAGAAACCCACACCUUGGUAUGCGUACAUCGCACUAUGUGACAAGUAGCGACGGGCAAGUAUCGGCUGGCUGCUAAGCUUAGGGACAGGGUUGGAAAAAAUAUUUUUGCCUCAAUAAGAUGUUUAGGGAUUUAUCUUUUUCCUACCAGGCCAGAUGUUCUGUUCAGUUUUAGUUAGGUUAAUGGCAACUUGUAAUGAGUAGCGACAGGCUGCUAAACCAGUUGGAAACUGGUCAUUAAGUAGAGGGAGGCACCUCUCAUAUGGUAGACAUUACACGCUACUUGGCAACUGGCUUUCAGUAGUGGCAACUGAUAAUUCCCCAUCACUACUUGUGAAAUUUGUCAAUCAGUAAGCAGGCAUUUGUGUGAAUAUGGUGUCGUUGUGGGUCUAUGGGUAUUGAAUAUAGCUUCUGGACUGAUUCAUGCAGAAGGUUAGUAUGAAGCCCCCCAAAUUCAGUUAACUAGUUACCAAAUAGUAGAGGUAAGUCCUACCAUAAAGGGUGGCUAAUUAAAGGGACAGUAACAUUCUUUGUCAUAUGCAUAAAUAAAGGCAAAUCAUUUCUUAUCUUUCCAGCUGAUCAGUUUACAAAAGCUACUAAUGUCUUUUCUAAAUUGAUUUAUUCCAUGAACAGAACUAAUCAGUCAGAAAAACACUCCAUAUAGGAGUGUUCAAAUCAUGGAUUCCAGCUGGCAAUGCAUUAUGGGAUGCACAUAUUAAUCUCCUGUAUGUGGAAAAAGAAUUGACUGCCCAUUAAAUAUGUCUCGGCAAUAAAUAUUACGUCUGUUUUUGUGCAGUAGCUGCCAUAAGUGAAAAUUUCACCGCUGCUAUAUCAUUAUGAAAUAUUUGAUAGUCGCCAUCUGGAAAUUCCCAGACCAGAGGGAAAGCUUAGUCAUGUACUCCUGUAAUAACGCAUCCCAGACAUAUUUGGCACACCGCUUAUUGAAUUGUGGUGCAGGGUAGGCCCAUAUGUUGUUGAUGCCCUAGGUGAAUUAUGUUGUCUCUUUAAUUUGUCGUUUUUUUGAUUCAUGCUGUCCCCUUCCACAGCUCGUUACCCAUGUGGCUGAGUAGCUGCCCCUGGAGACAAGUCAUCCGUGCUCUGGUCAACACUGUCCAAGUCCAACUGUGAUUGAGGAAAUAUGGUUGCUAAUAAGAAAUCUGUCUUGAUGGCUUUAAAACUCAUAGAGAGAACACACGAAGGAUCCAGUCAUAGAUAAAAUAUUGUAUUCAAUUCAAAUUGCAUCAUUCGUAUGUCAUUUCAUUUGUGUGGCUGUAUGGUGGUUCCAAGUAGGACACGCCACGGGUCAAUUAGUUAGCUUACUAAGUGCCCUCUAAAAAUGGAUGAAUAGGGCUAUAAUAGUUAUAGUUAAUAGAGCAUGUGUUGAGGGUCUUAUUGUACCUUAUUCUGGCCUUACAACGUCUGUAAAGGUCCUCAGAAAAUGAUCACCAGACCUUGAAAAAAAAACAUAGUAGACCUAUUAACAGGUUGUAUUGCUUAACCUGCUACUGUUUGUCUCUUUAACAGUUACUGCCUCAAUAGACAACGUAGCAGCCAUUGACUACUCGUUAACAGGGCCUCCACCUGUGACAGCAGAAUGUGUCGAUGUGCAGCUCAAGGUGAGUAGGCUUCCAUAAUGGAACAGAUACGUUUCCCAGCCAUGCUCACAUGUUUGUUCUCAUUCCUGGUGAUGGGAGAUGGAGUAUGAUGUAUUAUAUAAUGUCUCAUUAAUUCUUCUCUCACAACAAGUCUCGUUAAUUCAUCUCAUGAUACAAGCUAGUAGUGAUCCCACAGAUCUGUCAUCUCAUGUGGAAAGAUCUGAAACAAGUACUGCCAUAUUGGAGAUGGGAUGGAACCAGAUAAAUAUACUAUUAAUAUAUACUAUUACGAUAACAUGUAUCAGUUCAGCUGAGGAAUAAUCUGUGUGUAUCCCUACAUAGGAAUGUAUAUCCUCACUGUGUAUAUAAUGAAAAAUAAAAAUCCAAAUAUACUAAAGAUCUAAAGAAGCUCCAGUAAAUACCAAACUACAGAUUACUCUAUUUAACGCCAUUUUUAUCCACAGGGCGAGUUUUUCAAUCACGUUAACCGCACUGCGCCUCCUUUCUCUCCGCCUGCUCUGUCUUUACCAGUGGAUCAUAGCCUGAUGGUUUACUUUGGGGUUUCUGAAUAUUUGUUUAACACCGCUGGAUAUGUGUAUCAGACAGCUGGGAGACUGGUCUUCACGGUCACCAAUAACAUGGUAUGGAAUGGAGGGGGCGGGGGGGGGGCGGCACGAGAGAUCUCUAUGGCUGGAUUUCUCAUAAAGCAUAUAAGACCUAGAAUAGGGACAGUAAAAAUGCUGCCUUCCAGUUCUUAUGGAACUAAAACACAAUAAUGCUUUAUCGUCCUAAUCGUCCUAAAACCUGUACAGAUUGUGCCAAGGGUCACCUGACAUAUUUAUUCAUUUUAUAUCUACAGAAGAAGAAAGUCAGAGAAUUUUGUUGUUAUGGUACCAUAGCAGUUAAUAGAGAUAGGAUACAGAAAUUGGUACCUGAUGCUUAGCUUCCCUGUUCUUGUUUUUUAAAUUCCAUUGUGCUGUCAAUUUCUGUCAUUAAUUUAGGAGCAUUCGGACUGCAAAAUAUAUUGUAAUACAGCCUCUUUUUACUGAGAACCUAAAUGUGCUUUCUGCCUGGGUAAAUAUAGAGUUGAAUUCCAGAAAUAAAUUAUGGCACUAGCAACCAAAUACUCAUAUUCAACAGAACUGGCCACUGCCUGCCUGCAAAUUUAGUUAGAUUAAAUUUACACUAUUUGGUUAUACUGAAUUUGCAGGCAGAUAGUGACCGAUUUUAAUACAAGCUAUAGUUACAAACUUGGAGGAGUUAAUACACCCCAAUUAAUAAAAAUUAAAUUUUAAAGGGUUACUCCAAGAACCAUAACCACUUCAGUUAGUACAUAUGAGAAUUGCAAAUAUAGUUGAAAUGUGGUUAUGGUAAUAAUAACCCUUACAGUUCGGCUAUUUUAGUCUGGAAUUUGUCAUUCUGAUUUAAUUUUGAUAAAAAAUGAAAUUUGGUGUAUAUCAGUGGUGAUCUUAGUACUGGACUUCAAUGUCUAUAAGGUUUAAAGAACAUUCCAGUCUGAAUCAGCCAUCACUACUUUACUUUCUAUUACCUCCUAGUGCUCACGUUAAUACAGUGUUGAUAUAUAUAUUUAUUUCAGUCCAGUAAAUACACGACUAUUUUCAUUGAAAAAAUGUCAAUACCGCUAAAAUGUAAGUAUUAUCUUACUCUUAGAUUCCCAAGAACUUCAGCAUCCACCUGAAUACAUCAUCUUUCGGAACAUUGAUACCCCAGGUAAGGCAUGAUACCCAGUAUCGAUCUGGCAUGACACAGGAGAGCUACAUAGCUAUAUAUUGUUCUUAAUUGAUAUUAACUGAUUUACAGAUAUCCAAGAUGUACCCAAACAUGCUCAUGAAGUUGUACAUUACAUCUACUUCCACUCCUUUCCUGACUAUGAAACCAGGAAAUGUAACCAUCUCUCCUAUGACGGAUAUUGAAGCCUAUGCUAUUUUACCCAACAGGACCCUGGCUCCCCUCUUCUUACUAAAUGUGGUUAGUACUUGGUCCAGGCUACAGAGUUCAGCUUGUUCAGUUCAGCUACUCACUGAACUCAUUCAUUGUCAGAGACCGCUCAGAAGUCGCUCUCAGCCAACGAAUAAACACAUACAUCGGCAUUCAGACUUCUCUUGAUCAAGAAAACUGGACCCUCAGUGGGACAUCAGUAAAUGUCUCAUUAUGUUAAAAUGGUUUGACAGAUUAGGCUGAGACGGCACUGGAACACUACUGGCACCAUAACAACUACAUGUUACUUUAAAGGGACACUAGAGUCCCUAAAACAACUUUAGCUUAAAGGACCACUCUAGGCACCCAGACCACUUCAGCUUAAUGAAGUGGUCUGGGUUCCAGGUCCAGCUAGGGUUAACCCAUUCUUUCAUAAACAUAGCAGUUUCAGAGAAACUGCUAUGUUUAUGAAUGGGUUAAGCCUUCCCCCAAUUCCUCUAGCGGUUGUCUCACUGACAGCCGCUAGAGGCGCUUGCGUGCUUCUCACUGUGAAAAUCACAGUGAGAGCACGCAAGCGUCCAUAGGAAAGCAUUGAUAAUGCUUUCCUAUGUGACCGGCUGAAUGCGCGCGCAGCUCUUGCCGCGCGUGCGCAUUCAGCCGCAUGGGAGGAGAGGAGGAGGAUCGGAGGAGGAGAGCUCCCCGCCCAGCGCUGGAAAAAGGUACGUUUUUACCCCUUUCCCCCUUCCAGAGCCGGGCGGGAGGGGGUCCCUGAGGGUGGGGGCACCCUCAGGGCACUACAGUGCCAGGAAAACGAGUAUGUUUUCCUGGCACUAUAGUGGUCCUUUAAUGACGCAAUGUUGGUGUAUAGAUAAUGCCCCUGCAGUCUCACUGCUCACUUCUCUGCCAUUUAGGCGUUAAAUCACUUUGUUAAUACAAUCCUAGUCACACCUCCCUGCAUGUGACUUGCACAGCCUCCUAAACACCUCCUGUAAUAAUACAUUUAAUGUUUACACUUGCUUUAUUUUACAUUCUGUUUAAUUUGGAAUUUAUUAUCUCUUACUCUGUUAAUAGCCUGUUAGACCCUGCAGGAGCCUACUGUGGUUAAAGUUCAAUUUACACAGCAGGAGAUACAAACUUCUAUGACAAGUUAACAUCUGACUGAAUAUGAAACCAUUUUUUUUUCAUGUGUGAAUCACAGCCAGGGGAGGUGUGUCUAAAGCUGCAUAAACAGAAACAAAGGUGAUUUAACACCUAAAGAAGAAGAGUAAUUGAGAAUUCCAAAGAAUUGAGCAGUGAAAUUGCAGGGGCAUGAUCUAUACACCAAAACUGCUUCAUUAAACUAAAGUUGAUCUGGUGCCUAGAGUGUCCCUUUAAGUAAACGAGCACACACUUUCGCACAUAACCACAAGGUAUAACUAAGCCACAUGUUUCUAUUUCUGUAUUUAUAAAUGCAUAAGAGGAUCUGUUGACUGUUGUAAUCCAUGCUAAAUGUUGUGCUUCCUCUCCAUAGACAACCACUGCUCUGGCAAAGUUGGGAGUAAAUGCAAGCAGGAUUGUUGGUCAUUUGGAGAUCAGUAGGUAAGCAAAAGAGAUGUGGAUAUGGGUCAAAUCGGGUAUUUUCGCCUUAGUACACAGCAGAUCAAAUUUGAGUUUAGUGUAUCAAAGGUGUUGCAAACUGUCCACAUGUUUUAAAGUGAUCCAACUUUUCUAGUGACAAAUUUCCAUGAUUUUAUAAAUCUAUACUCUGAUGGUCACAUCACAAAGAUUCCAACAUUUUGAAAACCCCCCUUUUUUUGUUGUUUUUUAAAACAUGCUAGUUUUCUGUCCAUGCAGACAGUACUCUCACUAUCACACAACUACAUGCUAGUCUAAGGUAUGAACUGGGGUUCUCUGUAAGCAGUUGCCAUGAUAUCUGACUAGGUGCUGUGUAAUGCGAAAGAGUAUUAGCAACAGGAAGUGUUAUUUCACGCUCUAUAUAACUUGUGAAACACAAUAUACUGACAUCGAUCAAGCAGGUUCACUGAGUAUCUAACUUAACAUUAAUCUUGAAUAAUCAAGGUUUUUUUUUUUUUCUCUCUCUAAAUGCACUGUAAUAUAUUUCUUACAAAUCUAUUAAUUCCUUAGGGUACAGAUGGCUCUCAAACACUCUGACGUGGGACCUUUCUCAGUGAGUACCCAUAAAUAAUGUCCCUUAAAAGUCUUCAGGUUGCAGGUUUUCAAAUACAAACAGCCAUUGUAAAGGAACACUACAAACACCAUUACUACUACAGCUCGUUUUAGUGGUUAUGGUGGCAGAUGUGCCCCAUGUCCAACCUGUUAUUUAAUGGUUUGACUUCUUACCUGGGACCAGUGACCCUCGGUUAAGACGUUGAACCAUUCAACAAUGAUUUGACAACUUACAAUGGGGGAGGGGCAGAUCACUCCUGACACCAUAACCACUACACCUAUCAGUAGUGUUUAUGGUGCCUAGAGCGUUAAUUUAAUAAAUACAUAGAUUAGCACUGCAACAUCCAAAAAUGAAUUUAAAAAAUAUAUAUAUUGUAAAGUUGUAAAUAAAAUAAACAACUGUAAAAUGCUAAUAUAACUGUGGUCAGUACAUUGUGGCUAUGUGAGGUGAAUGUAGAAUUAAACUGAAACUACAAUUAGACAUUAAGCAAUCUCUAGCAUCCGUAUGUGUAACUAAUCCAGUCUAAUACAAUCGUGUACUGGAAGGAAACAGAUCUUACUGACCUAGAACCUGUUUUGUUCUAGUACAUGAUUGUAUUAGACUGGGCAUUGAAAUAUGUUUCACAAUAACAUAAAGGUGCACUGUAGGCAUUGUGUCUGCUUCAUCUCAUUAAACUGGUUUUAGUGUAUGGAGCUCAUUCAGCAUUGAACUGUUUUUAAUGUUAUGUUUUAAUGCUAAACGAGAGUCCCCAGUAGCCCAUCCCAUCUCUCUUGGAUUUGACUAAUAAGGAAGUAUUAGCCUGAGCAGCAAUGGGCAGCUAUGAUUGGCUGAGAGUGUCAAUUGACUGCUUUUAGUCUAUCAUAACUCCAUCUGACGGUAUCAAUGGGUAUGACUACAAGGAAGUGUGUAAUCUCUGCCUUAGCCACACCUCGAGAAGGGGCCAGACUGUGGGUUGCCAGGGACAUUUAUUUAGGGUUAAACUGCUGUUAUGCGGAGGGACAUGGAGGGAAUGGAGGGACAGUGCCGGGGGACUUCAGGCACUAUAACCAAUCUAAAGAGAUGAAAUGGUUAUAGUGACUGCAGUGUCCCUUUAAGAGCUGGUUUAUGUUUCUUCUGAGCUAAUCUCCUCAAUGUGGCCCAGUCAGUAGGGACCUGACUUGGAUCAUCUCAAGAAUCAGCUGCCCAGUGGAUACGGGACGUGUGAGCACAAAAGCAUUGUUUAAAGGAACUCUGUCGGCACGGUAACUACGGAUUGAAUCAGUUAUGGUGCCUGGAGUUUGCGGGCUCCCAGUCCCCCAUUACUACUAAACGGUUUUAUCACAGAUAGGUGGAGAUGCUUUAUGCCAUACCAGGGCAGUGAUUGGAUGAGAGUGUCAGCUGAGUGGUCUGAACUAAUCACUGGCCCUGUUCCUGGUAUGAACUGUGAUGGCUCCGCCUCUGCCAUAACAUCAUUGGAGGCCCAGCUUCAAGCUUAGUUGAUUUAGUUUAGUAAACUGUUAAGUAGUGAUGCGGGAUUGGGCACCCAUGGAUUCAAGGCACCAUAACCACUUUAAUCUGUUGAUGUGAUUUCACAGAUUUUACAGUGUCUCUUUAAGUUUCACCUAUUCAACUUUGUACAGUAACAGAAAAAAAGCAUUUAUAAAGGUUAUUAACUGCGUGGCAACUCUUUCUUUUUUUUUUACACAUAAAACUAUAUAACUAUAUUUUUUUUACUGAUUUAUUGAGCACUUUCAUGAACGGUUUUUUGAUUCAAUUCUAGGUGUCACUUUUAAAUGCUGCUGUGAAUUUCUACAUCGCACACAUUAUACUUCCUCAGGUCAAUGGUAGGUAGAGAACAAUUGCUCAAAAAAAAAAAAAAAUUUGUUAAAGGGACACUAUAGCCACCUGAACAACUUUAGCUUAAUGAAGCAGUUUUGGUGUAUAGAACAUGCCCCUGCAGCCUCACUGCUCAAUCCAUUUAGAAGUUAAAUCCCUUUGUUUAUGAAUCCUAGUCACACCUCCCUGCAUGUGACUUGCACAGCCUUCCAUAAACACUUCCUGUAAAGAGAGCCCUAUUUAGGCUUUCUUUAUUGCAAGUUCUGUUUAAUUAAGAUUUUCUUAUCCCCCUGCUAUGUCAAUAGCUUGCUAGACCCUGCAAGAGCCUCCUGUAUGUGAUUAAAGUUCAAUUUAGAGAUUGAGAUACAAUUAUUUAAGGUAAAUUACAUCUGUUUGAAAGUGAAACCAGUUUUUUUUUCAUGCAGGCUCUGUCAAUCAUAGCCAAGGGAGGUGUGGCUAGGGCUGCAUAAACAGAAACAAAGUGAUUUAACUCCUAAAUGACAGUGAAUUGAGCAGUGAAAUUGCAGGGGAAUGAUCUAUACACUAAAACUGCUUUAUUUAGCUAAAGUAAUUUAGGUGACUAUAGUGUUCCUUUAAUUAUAUUUUUCCUGGCUUUCUUUCAGAAACAUUUUACCAAUAGGAUGAAAUAUCUUGCACUUCAGUAGUGAACUGGCAUUGGUAGAGAGUGGGGGGAAAUUAAAACAACACUACGAAGUAAAUUUGACUUUAUUUUUUAUAGAUAGUCCAGAAAAUAUACAAAAGCGAUACAUUUAGAAAGGUCCCUGAAUUUUCUCAAAGCUCCAGGCUUUUGGAGCAAAAAAAAAAAAAAGUCUGGAAAGAGAGGGACAGAAUCAGUGUGUUUAUGGGGCAAUUUUUUUAGUAAUAAUUAGUAUUAAAUAAAGAGAAACAUCAUGCAUAAGUAGCUAUAACCGAACUUUAUUACAUCAAACGCGUUGGCACCUGGAGUUCCUCAUUCAGGUCCUCUCCAAUAGCAGGUCAGUGAAAUAGUAAAUAAUGUAUAAUUUAAUUUCUGCUCCUUUUAGUUAUUCUAAACAAAGGAUAUCCACUGCCUCUACUUGAUCAUGUGCAACUUGUGGACGUGGUCCUACAGCCCAGUGAGGUCAGUUCAAAUUUAUCUGUAUGAUUCAUAUAUGAGAUAAUCAUUGCUCUUGUAUCUCAAACUUGAGUCUUUAUUUUCAGAGCCGGAUUUACCCUCCUUGCUGCCCCAAGACCAGUAUCCUCAAUGCAUCCCCUGCCAUAUAUGUAUACACACACAAAGUUUGGAGUAAUUGAUUGCACGCAUUCAUAGGGCUAGUUUGGGGUAUGACUGAUUGGUGAAUGUGACUAGGUGGCUGCUUGUUGUGUUUGGGGCUGUAAUGGGGGAAUAGGGGCUUUAGUAGGGGGGAGGUAUUUGCUAUAGUGGGGGAAUAAGACUACAGUGAGGGGAUAAUGGCCAUAGUGGGGAGGAUAGUGGCUGUAGUGGAAGGGUAGGGCCUCUAACAGGAGAAUUGGGAUUGAAGUGGGAGGUAUGAGACUAUUGCGUGGUGGAUAGUGGGUAUAAUGGGGUGACAGUGGCUGUAGUUGAGGUAUAGGGGCUGUAGUGGAAGGAUAGGGGAGUAUAGUGGGGUGACAUACUGUGGUGACAGGUGUUGUAUAAAAGUUUCUUUCCCCCUUCCCUGAGGUUUACUUUGAGCCAGGGAGGGUAGAAGCGCAAUCCAUGGUAGUUCGGAGGGAGAUGCAGCAUGUCUGUAGCCCCAGUGGAUGCAGACAGCUCCUUCCGUCCAGCGCCGGGAAAUAUAUCAGAGAAUUGCCGAGGUAAUCUGCAGCAAUGCUCCGACAUAGUACAGGCGAGUGAGAGCCUCCUAUUUAAACGCCAGCCUUGCAGUAGCCAGCCAGGGAAAUCUACCCUGUCUGCCUCAGCCACACAGCAGAAGAAUGGGCUGGCUGUUGGGGGAGAUCUUUGAUCCCUUUUGACCUUUUGCCACCCCUCUCCUGCUCGCCGCCCUAAGAGCUUGUGGUAAAUUCAGCCCUACAAACAUAUUCCUAAUAAUACAGUUCUGGAAGACAUAUUUAGGUAUCCAGACCCCUCUCUGUGAAAAAAAAAAAAAAAGAUUUUGAAAACGUACCUUUUCUCCACCUCCGCGCCCGUCUUACGCGGCUGGCCCCACCGCCAUCUUGAUGCUCUCAGCUGAUCCCAUGCUUUCGCACUGGGAAGCUAUUGCACAUGCAUGGCAAAAUGCCACGCUGCGCCAAUCAGCAUCUCCCUAUAGAGACGCAUUGAAUUAAUGCAUCUCUAUAGGGAGCGUUCAGCGUCUCCAUGCAGAGCGUUGAGAUACUAAAUGCACACAAUGCAGCAUGGAAUUUGAAAGCACCUCUAGUGGCCAUCUAAGUGAUUGCCACUUGAGUUGUCCUAAGUAGCAAUGUAAACACAGCAUUUUUCUAUGAAAAGGCAUCGUUUAAAUUGAGAAGAUUGCAGGAAAAUGCUAUAGAUACCAAAAUCAUUACAUUAAUUACUAUUCUAUCAAUCUACUUCCAUAAUACUUCCCUUACCUUUUGUGUCACUAUACCCCACUCCCUCUAGCAUGUAAGCUCAUUGAGCAGGGCCCUCAACCCCUCUGUUUCUGUGCGUCCAUUUGUCUGGUUAAAACUACAUGUUUGUUAGUCCAUCCAUUGUACAGCACUACAGAAUUUGUUGGCGCUAUAUGAAUGUAAUAAUAAUUAAGCUUUAGUGAAUCUGGUGACUAUAGUGUCCCUUUACAUGUGGAGUAGAACUAUAUAAAACAUUUUCUUCAGUGACCAGUAAAACAAGCUGUGGACUCAAGCAACGGAACCAUAAUGUUCUAAUAUUGCAAUAAUACUUUAUAUUUAUUUUCAGCAUUUCCUCCUGUUUGGGGCCAAUGUCCAUUAUGGUUAACUAAUAGAGUAAUGGAGCUGGCCAAUCAAAGAACUGGAUUGUUUGCUAACCAGUUAAAGUGGAGUCUUACGUUGGACCGGUUACUUUGACAUCAGAUGAAAAUUCACUAUCAUCCGAAGAUUAAUUGUUUGUUGUUUAAUUAUAGUCAAAUUUGCAACCAAGUCUACUAAUGGUGAAUUUACAUUUUUCACUAACAGUAUUAAGUUUAAAAAUUGGCUUAGCCAUUUCCUGAUUUGUGGGUGGACAGGGGAGGAGAGAUUACCGCAGAAGCUGCAAAACAUUGGUGCUAGAAGCAAAUGCAGGCUUCUUACAAAAUAAAUAUAUGUAACAUAUUAUGAAAUAUGCAAAAAAAAAAAGAAAAAAAAAUGUAAAUUAUAAUUUUAGUUGUUCCUUUAAAGUGGUGCUGUGGUUCAAGUAAAUGUGCACAUCUGCUUGUCCAGAGAUGUACCCCUUAUUUAUACAAUGGGAGCAGAAAGGAGAGGGGGGUUCAGUACACUGGUGGAACUACUAGGGUCACUAGACUGACGGUUCAGGACUUUCACCUGUCAAAUGGGACCCACGCCACGUUACAAAAAAAAAAAAAAAAAAAAAAAUCGCUAUUUAAUGCAUUGCUAUUCUGGCAACUUAUUAACUGUUAAAGUUUACUCAGCAAGCAAUCCCAAC
Messenger RNA from Pelobates cultripes (western spadefoot toad), 39966 nucleotides. Lineage: Eukaryota; Metazoa; Chordata; Amphibia; Anura; Pelobatidae. The record is from the annotation of a GenBank genome assembly.